AUGAAGCUUUUGACUGCGCUGGCCGUUUUGGCAACGGGGGUCAGUGCCCAAGGGCAGCCUGAAGAAGGUGGCAACAAUAAUGACUUUGAUGAAAUGGGAGGUAUGCCCUCGAAUACUGUCUCGGCGGAACCGUAUACCAUUACAGGAACUCCCUGCUCGGAAUCUUCCAUUGCCACGGACCCCAAGUGUACCAUUUGGAUGAUCAACACGGAUGCUGCCACUUCUGUCAAUAUUGAAAAUGAUGGUGCUCAGGUCGUCACCAAUGUGGAAGCCGUCACCGUACCGGAAGGCGACAACCCGACCUAUUUUACCGUCUACACGUCUGGUAUCCCCGAUUAUUCCGUCUUGGCCACGCAAGCUCUGGUGGAUACCCUCAAUGCUCGUCCCAUGGCGGCCACAGAUUUCGCCUCGGGGGCCACCAGUGUCAUGCCCGAUGAACAACCCAUUUCCUUUGGACAAGAUAUUGGCUAUGUCAGUCAAGGAUGCGACUUGGGAUACUGGCCACCGGGUCCUGUCUGUCCCAAUGAUGUCUACAAGGCCGUUCCAUUUCCCCUGACACCCACCCCGGAAGCUACGACGGAAGAAGAACAGUGUGACUUUGGAUUGGGCAUCAUUGGAUUGUUUGUCAAUGGCGUGUCCAUGUUUGAUUGGCGCGAUGGAUUCUCCUACAACGGUGAACGAGUUUGGAGCAAUAUCGCAAAUCAGUUCGAGCCCCUUGAUUUGGACGUUUGUGGUGGUCAUGCGGCCGGAGAAGAAUACCAUCAUCACGGGUAUUCCACCUGUUUGCAGGACGAACUGCAGGAUGAUGGUACCAAUGGACAUUCACCCAUUAUUGGAAUGAUGCCCGACGGGAACCUCAACUAUGGACUCUAUCAGGACACGGGUGUCAAGGCGCAGAGUUGUUGGAAAACGCGAGACUAUUCCAACCCCGAUGAUCCAUUGGGUUGUGGUGGAACGGGAAGUCGGACCUGUGUCAUGGUCGACAACACUGACCCGACACAAGGCACCAUGGACGCAUCCAGCCCGGGUCCCUCCGUGACGGAUGAAGUCGCGUCACUCUCGUCCAAUGUCUUUGUCGUGACGUCGGGAUUCUACUAUGAAGAUUACUACUUUGACCCGGAUUGUUAUGCGCAGGGAGGAGAAUAUUUGGAUGAGCACAAUGGACACAGUCACGGUGAUUACGGAUACCACUAUCAUGCCACCGAAGCCUUCCCCUACUUGGCCGGUCCGGACAGCUAUUACGGACAAGUCCUGUUGGACGAAUGGACUUGUGGAGACAUUCGGCCAGAAGGUGGCCCUCCCGGUGGUUCAGAUGGCGGCCCUCCCAAUGGUGGUCCACCCGAUGGUGGACCUCCCGAUGGCGGACCUCCAGAAGGUGGCGACGGUCCUCCUCCCGAUGGUACUCCUGCUCCCGCCCCGGCAGAGGAAGGUAGUGCUGCAGCCACUGAGGCUCCUGCCUCUGCUGCCACUACUGUUUUGCACAACUUUGCUCCCGUUGUCAUGAGCAUGCUGGUGGUUGCCCAUGUGAUUUGA
Seminavis robusta is the source of this 1533-nucleotide messenger RNA. Lineage: Eukaryota; Bacillariophyta; Bacillariophyceae; Naviculales; Naviculaceae. The record is from the annotation of a GenBank genome assembly.